AUGGCCUCCGACUCUUGCAGGAGUUGGUUACUACUGAUACUUCUUGCGCUCUUCAGCAACUUCAUUGCAACUAUCGAAGCCAAGACAGUUGUGGUGACAGCCCAUACCACAGUGGAAGUGGCAUCAACCGUGCAAGGGACGCCCGCCAUUCCCAGUCCUGCCUCGUACACAUCGAUUCCUGAUUUCAAAGACACCGUUCUUCGGGUUACGAAUGAAUAUCGAAAAGCCCACGACGCAGACCCUUUAGUCUGGAAUGAUACGUUGGUCGAAUAUUCUCGCAAAUGGACGCAGGCUUGUAUCUGGAAACAUUCGGAUGGCCCAUACGGGGAAAAUUUAGCAUUUGGUUAUCCCAAUGCUUCUUCAGCAGUAGAAGCUUGGGGCGAUGAGAGAGAAUACUAUAACUUCGACAAACCAACCGGAUUCAGUGAAAAGACUGGCCAUUUCACGCAACUGGUGUGGAAGUCCACGACGGAAGUGGGAUGUGCUGCGAUAAACUGUGGAGAUACCGAAGACGAUAAAGUACGAAGAGAUGCUGGCGAUAGCAGGGAAAGUCGAAUUGUUCCGAGAGAGCCUGAUGGUAGCACACGGGCGCAGGGUUGGUACGUGGUAUGUGAAUAUAAGCCAGCAGGUAAUGUGGUCGGCAGUCACAAUGCAUACUUCAAGAAGAAUGUGAAGCCAAGCGAGAAAUCAUCUUCUCCAACAACGUCCGCUACUACAACAUCGAAGAACCAACCAACAGGAGGGGCGGUAACGAAGGCUGGGAUAAGUUCCACAAUGUGGGCAACUUUGCUGGCUCUCGGGACUGUCGCUAUUGGGAUGAGUCUGUAUACUUAG
Molecule: messenger RNA, 834 nt
Organism: Penicillium daleae
Lineage: Eukaryota; Fungi; Ascomycota; Eurotiomycetes; Eurotiales; Aspergillaceae
Product: putative extracellular SCP domain protein Pry1
Exons: 2
Coding region: 1-834 (277 amino acids)
Cellular component (GO): extracellular region
Source: RefSeq, a predicted model, not a curated record